CCAAGAGUUGGAGGUUCUUAUCGACCAUGCGGGGCAGCCUUUACAGCCUUCCGCCAUGCGCUUUUUUUCCCGCCCGCGCCACACUCCGACGGUCCCUCGAUUUCUGGUCGGAUUCUCCCCUGCUUUCCUUGGACCAUUACCAUCGCCUCUGCAUCUUCCUGUGUGACUCAAGCCCCAAAGCUUUCGCGAUGACUCAACCCAACCCGUACAUUCUGGCCGCCGACAAUCCCGGCGCGGUCCUGACUCUGUUGCAGUCUAACCCAUCGAUCGCAUCCAACCAGGACGAGCAUGGCUACUCGCUACUCCAUGCCGCAGCUUCUUAUGGACAUAUCGACCUCCUGCGCGCUCUGGUGAAAGAUUUUCACGUUGACGUAAAUCUGCUCGACGAGGAUGGUGAAACCUGCCUGUUUGUGACGGAAAGUCUCGACAUUGCGAAAUGUCUAGUGGAGGAGCUGGCUGUGGACUACAACAAGAGAAACGACGAGGGAUUUACCGCCUAUGAGACUAUCGAGAACGAUGACUCGUUCCCCGAAAUUGCUGCCUACCUGCGGCAAGUCGCAGGCGUGCCAGCCCCGGCGGCGCCGGCGGCGGGCGAUGCCCUGAACCCGGCUCCGCCGCUGCCUCCGAACAUCCACUUGAACCUGGGCACCAUGUCGGAGCAAGAAGCAAACGCCGGAACUGACGAGGUUGACCCCGAGUUCAAACGGCGCAUUGACGAGCUGGCCGCACGGGAGGAUUUCCACAGCGAAGCUACGCAAAACGAACUGCGUCAGUUGGUCAUGGAUGCCAUCUCAGGCUCCAACAUUGAAACUCAAGAUCGGGACGUGCGGCGCAGAACGGACUAAGUAACAUAGCAGAAAUCCCAGUGUUCUAUGGCCCCUGACAGCAAUGAAUACCAUCUUGCUUGCUUAAAGAAGUCGAAGCAGUUCCGGAAAGGCUGUGGGACUUCUCGCAUCAAAUCGAGGCUAGGGCGUUUGGCGGCUGCAGCACUUGCAGCUUGGGCAUACCCACCGUACUGCGGUAUCGUACAUGAUGUGGUCUCAAAUAGCGACGACAGGAGGGUAGGCCUCCGAUUGGCAUGAUGGUAGCAGUUUUGCACAAUCAGGCGGCACUCGGAGCGAGGGCCCUACACAUGCGCCAAGUUUCGGAAAGAACAUGAUGCGCAGGGGUAGAGGCAUUACAAGGCGCAAACGUGCCAAUAGUUGAUGUCUGAUACUAUUGAACCCAUUUACAAUACCCUAAAUAUAUUCCGACUACUUUGCUC
Messenger RNA from Aspergillus sclerotioniger CBS 115572, 1264 nucleotides. Its product is annotated as ankyrin repeat protein. Gene Ontology annotation, molecular function: protein binding. The record is from RefSeq and is a predicted model, not a curated record. Bases 189 to 845 code for a protein of 218 amino acids. The transcript has 2 exons. NCBI's taxonomy places the organism in Eukaryota, Fungi, Ascomycota, Eurotiomycetes, Eurotiales, Aspergillaceae.